Messenger RNA from Haemonchus placei, 453 nucleotides. Lineage: Eukaryota; Metazoa; Nematoda; Chromadorea; Rhabditida; Trichostrongylidae. The record is from the annotation of a GenBank genome assembly.
AUGAAAAGGAUUGAAUGCAUUAAGAAAGGGAACAAUUAUGAAGCCCUCAACAUCGGUUCAUGGAACGAAGUAAUCGAUUACGAACUUCCGAUGGGACCUAGUGUUCUCCAGGGGAAAGUGUUCGUCGGACAGGCCGUUGGUGCGACGGGCAGCGAGUUAAGCUUCCAGACGCUCGUUCCCGGCCAGGACAGCGGUUUCCUCCACACGCACAAGACACAUGAGGAACUUUACAUCAUCAUCAAGGGUGAAGGACUGUAUCAAGUCGAUGGAGAAAUCUUCCCGGUACGCGAAGGAACGGUCAUCCGUGUAUCUCCUGACGGAAAGCGAGCUCUGAAGAACAACGGCAAAGAGAACCUGACGAUGCUAUGUAUCCAGUACAAGGCCAAUGCAUUUGGAGGAGCCGACAGCCCCAUGAUUGACGGGACUAUUCUCCAGGAACCUCUUAACUGGUAA